AUAGAACCGGUUCAGAGGUUUGGUCUAAACAUGGAGUAGGGUCUGGUUGUGAACCACUUGGAAUGUCAUGGGCUAAUGCGUAAUGGUAUAUUUUCAAGCUUUAGGGUUUUGUAGGUUAAAGUUUUCUCACUCUAAAUUGCAGUUUUUGGAAGGGAAAUCUCAAACGCAGAUACACAAAGAUGUUGGACAUCAAUUUGUUCAGAGAAGAGAAAGGCAACAAUCCUGAAAUCAUCCGUGAGUCUCAACGCCGCCGAUUUGCCAACGUUGAACUCGUUGAUGAAGUCAUUAAGCUUGAUAAAGAAUGGCGUCAACGCCAAUUUGAGCUGGAGAAUCUCAGAAAGGAGUUCAACAAGAUCAACAAGCAAAUUGCUCAGCUUAGAAUAGCUGGUGAGGAUGCGUCCGAGAGGAUUAAAGACACUGAAGAAAAUAAAAGGUUGUCUGCUGAGAAAGAUGUUGAAGCUAAGGAUGUGUUAAAAAAGUUGAACUCCAAAUUGGAAAUAAUUGGAAACCUUGUGCAUGAUUCCGUUCCCGUCAGCAAUGAUGAGGCUAAUAAUGUUGUUAUCAGAUCGUGGGGUGAGAAACUAGUAAAACCGAAACUGAAGAAUCAUGUUGAUCUUGUUGAGCUUCUUGAAAUUGCAGAUACUAAAAGAGGUUCUGAAAUAGCAGGAGGUAGAGGCUACUAUCUAAAAGGAGCUGGUGUGCGUUUGAACCAAGCUUUGAUAAACUAUGGCCUUGACUUUUUGGAGAAAAGGGGUUAUACAGAACUGCAGACUCCUUUCUUCAUGAGAAAAGAUAUCAUGGCUAGAUGUGCUCAAUUGGCUCAAUUUGAUGAAGAACUUUAUAAGGUUACUGGUGAGGGUGAUGAUAAAUAUCUAAUUGCCACGGCUGAACAACCACUUUGUUCAUAUCAUCUUGAAGAUUGGAUUCAUCCUUCCCAGUUGCCCUUAAGGUAUGCUGGAUAUUCAUCUUGCUUUCGUAAAGAAGCAGGUUCCCAUGGCCGAGAUACUCUUGGAAUCUUCCGAGUCCAUCAAUUCGAGAAAGUAGAGCAAUUUUGUAUCACCAGCCCUAAUGGCAAUGAUUCUUGGGACAUGCAUGAAGAGAUGAUAAAAAAUUCCGAGGACUUCUACAAGACGUUAAAUAUCCCAUACCAAGUUGUAGCUAUAGUUUCUGGUGCAUUAAAUGAUGCAGCUGCCAAGAAAUAUGACUUAGAAGCAUGGUUUCCUGCAUCUCAGACUUACAGGGAGUUAGUAUCAUGUUCUAAUUGCACUGACUAUCAGUCCAGAAGGUUAGAGAUCCGAUACGGUCAGAAAAAGAGCAACGAGCAGACGAAACAGUAUGUGCAUUUGCUAAAUUCUACACUCACAGCAACAGAAAGGACUCUAUGCUGCAUUCUUGAGAACUACCAAAAAGAAGAUGGGGUUGAAGUACCUGAAGUUCUACGACCAUAUUUGGGUGGAAAGGCAUUUCUACCCUUCAAAACUAAACCGACGGUGAACGAUUCCAAAGGGAAGAAAUCGAAGGCCUAAUUGUAUACUUUUCUUUUCUCUCCCUUUGAAUUAUUAAAUUUUCUGACUCGAGGAAAAAGGAAAUUGCUCAGAAUAUUGUGUUGGAACUUCAAAUUAUCUUUUGGUGGGUAUUGAAUUAUGUUAAAGUUAAACACUAACUACUAGCCACCAUGGCUGUUACCGUUGAUUCAUCUUUUGAAACCUACUUUUGUUUUAGCAUUGGUAUACGCUCUAAAAAAUUGUUAUAAAUUGAAGUUCCACAUAUCUGGGUUUGUUUUAUUUUUUGAUUCAGAGAAGUUUGAGCAAAAUUUUUGAGAUUGAUGUGACAAAGGUUUAGAGUACCCUUGGAUUCUAAAGUAAUUUUGUUGGGGUUUUGCAGGGCUGGCAAUCGUUAUCAGUCUUGUCAAGCAAGCCCAAAGCUCACUCCAAUUAUGAAAUUCUUGGACCAUUCCCACAUGGUCUGGAAACUCUUAUUUAGAAAAUUUAGAUUUGGUUUGAGAUAUUGCUAGGGAAUGCCUUUUGGCUUAAUAUAGCUUUUGCUUUUAUAAACCCCACUCACAUCAUGUCGACCAGUUUCGAUCGAUUUGUAGGAAAUUGAAGUUGUUAAUUUAUGCUAGCAAUUUGAUGUUUAUUUUCUUUGGCAAUUGUUACUGAGUUUAUACAGACCUAUUUUGGUAUCAAAUGAAAAUUUUGAUGUGAUCAAUAA
Molecule: messenger RNA, 2211 nt
Organism: Cucumis melo (muskmelon)
Lineage: Eukaryota; Viridiplantae; Streptophyta; Magnoliopsida; Cucurbitales; Cucurbitaceae
Product: serine--tRNA ligase, cytoplasmic
Exons: 9
Coding region: 180-1526 (448 amino acids)
Biological process (GO): seryl-tRNA aminoacylation
Cellular component (GO): cytosol
Molecular function (GO): tRNA binding; ATP binding; serine-tRNA ligase activity
Source: RefSeq, a predicted model, not a curated record